UCUGUUUCAGAGACAGCCAACCAGCACUCGGACUACAAAACACGGAUUCAUUCAAAAAACUCCGCAAACAAAAACUUCCAAACACACCGGAAAACCGUUCCAAGUUCCAAGCGGAGGCCGCUGCGUACACCGGGCCGAAGUGGAACACGGAGGAGUGUUUAUUUGAGCUGAAGUGGGUCUGUAGCGUGAAGCGAUAUGGCGACCGCAACCCCGAGCCGCGAGUCGAGCCGAGCGACGGCCGCCCAAACGCCGCUGAGCCCCGCGCGGAUCUCGCGCCUGCAGGAGAAAGAGGACCUGCGGGCGCUCAACGACCGCCUGGCCGUCUACAUCGACCGCGUGCGGUCUCUGGAGCUCGAGAACGACCGGCUGCUCGUCAAAGUGUCCGAGAAGGAGGAAGUCACGACUAGAGAGGUGUCUGGGAUUAAGUCUCUUUACGAGGCCGAGCUCGCGGACACCAGGCGUGUGCUUGACGAAACGGCACGUGAAAGAGCCAAACUUCAGAUCAAUCUGGGAAAAGCCAACUCUGAGCUCGAGGAGGUCACCCGCAACUAUAAGAAGAAGGAUGGAGACCUGGCUUUGGCUCAGGCUCGAAUCAAGGAACUGGAAGCGCAAUACAACAAGAAAGAGGCGGCUCUCAACACGGCCCUCAGCGAGAACAACUCCCUCUCCGCCGAACUCGCCGACCUGAAGGCUCAGCUGGCCAAAGCUGAAGAUGCUCACGGCGUGGCCAAGAAACAGCUGGAGGCGGAGACGCUAAUGAGGGUGGAUCUGGAAAACCGCUGCCAGAGUCUAGCGGAGGAGCUGGAGUUCAGGAAGAGCAUGUUUGAGGAGGAGGUGCGUGAGACUCGCCAGCGUCGUGAGAAGCGCAUGGUGGAGGUGGACUCGGGCAUGCAGCAUGACUACGAGUUCAAGCUGGCGCAGGCGCUGCAGGAUCUGCGCAGACAGCACGAGGAGCAAGUGCAGAUCUACAAGGACGAGCUGCAGCAUACCUUCAAGGCCAAACUGGAUAACGCCAAGGUGUCGUCUGACAUGAACGAUAAGGCAGUGCUCACCGCCCGCGAGGAGCUCCAGGAAGCUCACAUGAGGAUCGAGGGCCUGAGCUAUCAGCUCAGCGCCCUGCAGAAACAGGCGUCUGCCGCCGAGGAGCGCAUCCGCGAGCUGGAGGACAUGCUAUCCAGCGACCGGGACAAGUACCGCCGACAGCUGGACGCCAAAGAGCGCGAGAUGGCCGAGAUGAGGGAGUGCAUGCAGCAGCAGCUCAACGAGUACCAGGAGCUGCUGGACGUCAAACUGGCCCUGGACAUGGAGAUCAACGCCUACAGGAAGCUGCUGGAGGGCGAGGAGGACAGGCUGAAGUUGUCUCCCAGCCCGUCCUCACGGGUCACGGUGUCCCGCACCACAGCGAGCAGCACUUCUACGUCUUCACGUAGCUCCCGCGCCAAGAGAAAGCGCGUGGAGCUGGAGGAAGCGUCCACCGCUGCUCCCAAAGUCCAGAUCAGCCAGGAGGCCGAAGCGACGGGAAGCGUCAGUAUCGAGGAAAUCAACCUGGAGGGGAAAUCAGUGACCCUCAGGAACAACUCUGACAAGGAUCAAUCUCUGGGCAGUUGGCGACUAAAGAGACAAAUUGGCGAUGGAGAGGAAAUCACCUAUAAAUUCAGUCCCAAGUUUGUCCUGAAGGCAGGCCAGACAGUAAAUGUGUGGAGCGCCGACGCCGGCGUGUCCCACAGUCCUCCUUCAGACCUGCUGUGGAAGAGCCAGAGCUCUUGGGGCACCGGAGAAAAUAUCCUCACCUUACUGGUCAAUUCAAGCGGAGAGGAAGUGGCGAAGCGAAUCGUCACGAAAAGCGUGAUAGAAAUGGAGAACGGUGAUGAUGAGGAGGGAGACUUUGGAGACGAAGAUCUCUUCCAUCAGCAGGGCGAUCCAAAGAUCCGAUCCAGAGAAUGUGCCGUCAUGUGAUGGAGCCACGCAUCUUUAGUAUUUUCCUCCCCACAAUUCAGUCUUUUUUGUAGAGCCACUACUUUUGUAUUCUUCGAAUCAUGAGUUCAUAACACCCCUCCCUCGACCCUUUAUUUGUACGGACCUCAUUUGUAAAGCCAGUUAAUCUUGAGCUGCGGCAAACGAUGCUGUUUUUCAAUGAAUAGUCUUUCCAGACGGCCACCGUAGGAG
Messenger RNA from Sinocyclocheilus rhinocerous, 2166 nucleotides. RefSeq names its product lamin-B2-like. The transcript has 12 exons. NCBI's taxonomy places the organism in Eukaryota, Metazoa, Chordata, Actinopteri, Cypriniformes, Cyprinidae. Gene Ontology annotation, cellular component: nuclear envelope; nuclear lamina. Gene Ontology annotation, biological process: nuclear envelope organization; nuclear migration; nuclear pore localization. Bases 196 to 1956 code for a protein of 586 amino acids. Gene Ontology annotation, molecular function: structural constituent of cytoskeleton. The record is from RefSeq and is a predicted model, not a curated record.